CUCGAGAUCGACUUUUCGGCAUGGUUCGAGCCGUACGUGCGGCGGUGGCUCGCCGGGACCGACACGCAGACGAGCGAGUGGGUCAACCGGGCCAUCAGCAAGGACAAGGUGCGUCCCUCUCUCCACCUCGUCACCGUUUUUGAGCCGAUCCUGACGUCGUCGCCCUCGCAGUUCGAGCCCGAGGAGACGGCGACGCACUCGUCGUCCAUCGUCGACCUCAUCGACUCGUGCAAGGCGCCUGUCGAGUUCAUCCUCAACCUCAAGUGGCCCAACGAGUACGAGAACGCCAAGUUCCUGACCGGCCUGUCGAGGACCAUCGCCAAGUCGAUCGAGCAGUACGCCAACCAGCUCGAGGCCAUGUUCGUCGAGGAGAUGUUCCCGCGCAAGGCCAACGAGCCGCCGACCCAGGACGUCGCACGUCCCUCGGCGUGGCUCACCAAGGCCAAGAUGGUCGUCCAGGGCGACAAGAAGAUCGAGCCUUUCGUCUUUCAGCCUGCUAGCUGCAUCAAGCUCAACAACAUCCAGGCGGCGCGCCAGCUGCUCGAC
Molecule: messenger RNA, 546 nt
Organism: Rhodotorula graminis WP1
Lineage: Eukaryota; Fungi; Basidiomycota; Microbotryomycetes; Sporidiobolales; Sporidiobolaceae
Exons: 3
Source: RefSeq, a predicted model, not a curated record